Monoraphidium neglectum is the source of this 1305-nucleotide messenger RNA. RefSeq lists its product as hypothetical. The coding region runs from base 1 to 1305 and encodes 434 amino acids. The record is from RefSeq and is a predicted model, not a curated record. The transcript is spliced from 9 exons. NCBI's taxonomy places the organism in Eukaryota, Viridiplantae, Chlorophyta, Chlorophyceae, Sphaeropleales, Selenastraceae.
AUGGCGGCCCUCCAGGCCGCGCAGCAGGAGCUGGAGGAAGCCGACCUCACGGACCUGGCGCGAGCCUACCUGCAACUCCGGCCGCCAGGCCCCGGCCUCCGGCAGCUGCAGUAUAUAGGGCAGCCGCAGCAGCUGCGCCUGGAGCAGCUGCAGCAGCAGCUGCAGCAGCUGCAGCAGCUGCAGCAGGAGCAGGAGCAGGAGCAGGAGCAGGAGCAGGAGCAGGAGCAGGAGCAGGAGCAGCAGCUGGCGCAGCAGCUGCAGCAGCAGGAGCAGCAGCUGGAGCAGCAGCUGCAGCAGCACGAGCAGCAGCUGCAGCAGCAGCUGGAGCAGCAGCUGCAGCAGCAGCUGGAGCAGCAGCUGCAGCAGCAGGAGAAACAGCAGCAGCAGGAGAAAAAAGAGCAGCAGGAGAAACAGCAGCAGCAGGAGAAACAGCAGCAGCAGCAGCAGCAGGUGGUGCUGCAGCUCCAUGCGUUGGAGAAGGCCCUCAUUCAGGCCGGAAAGGAGCGCCUGCAGCUCCAGCAGCAGCUCGCCGCCGUCAUUCUCAAGGCGGAGAAGUUCAAGGCGCACUCGGAGGAGCAGCAACACGUCUUGGCGAAGAAGUUGAAGCAGGCGCUGGCCAAGAAGCACGAGCACCACAACGACCUGAACAGCGCGCGGUCCAAGCUUGGGGUGGUGGACAACCUUGAGCGGCAGAUGGACGCCAUGCGGGCGGCCAGGGACAGGCAGAACGAGAAGAUGAUCCUGACAAAGGCCAAGCUGGCCAAGGCAGAGGCGGGCUGGCAGGCUGCUGAGGCGCAGAUAGCAGCUCUUAGGGGCACGAACGAGCUGUGGGAGGUGGCGGCGGCCCAGCUGCGGCAGGAGCUUGCAGACUGCCAGUGCAAGCUGCAGUCAGAGGAGGAGGCCCACAAGAGGGCCAGGGCAGAGGUUGCCGCCCUCACAGCCGCGGCACAGCAGAGCCAAGCCACGGCGCAGCGCGCCCACCAGGAGCUUGCGGCCAGCCAGCACCAGGCCAAGACUGGGGUGGAGGAGAACGGCCGCAAGGCCGCCGAGGCAGAGGUGGCCGGCCCCAGGGCAGGCCUGAAGCAGGCGGGGGCGGCGCUGACCAUUCGGGAUCAGCUCGCCGCAACGGCGGCUAAGGCCACGCGGGAGGAGGAGAGCCGCAAGGCCGCAGAGAGCAACGCUAGAGUGCCCGAGGCCGAGGCUGCGGAUUACAAGCGCUCUGCCGAGGUGAGCAAGGCGGUCGCCCGCGGCAUGCGCCAAGAGCCAGGACAUAAUCACGUGGCUCAGGACAGCACUGCAGGUUGA